CGGUCCGCCUCAGCCAGGUCACGAUUCACGCCUGACGCCUCCUCUCCGUCGGCUUGGCCUCUUCCUCCGCUUUCGCUUUCGUGCAGUACCGUGCGAGACAAAAGCUGCUUCCUCCCCCUGCCCACACACGCACAAAACCCCAAGCGCGCGGCCACACGCAUCAGGCACACCGUCCGUCCACUUAUCCCCAUCCAUCAGCAGCAAUCAAUCCGCGAGGAAGCACCGCACCGAUGGCGAAGGGAGGAGGAGGCCAGCGCGAGGGCAACGCCCUGAAGACGGCGGUGAUCGUCGCCGGCGGCCUCGCGCUCGUCUGGGUCACCGUGGAGACCGCUUUCAGGCCCUUCCUCGACCGCCUCCGCGCCGCCGUCUCCCGCUCCACCGACCCCGCCCGCGACCCCGACCAGGAGGCCCCAGCCCCUGCCGCUGCGGCUGAGGAGGAGGAGAAGGCGCCCGCACCAGCGGAGCCGUCUGCGCCGCCGGUCCCGGCCGGGCUGGAGGAGAAGGUCGAGGAAAAGGCGGCCGAGUUGGAGGAGGCCGCCGCCGCCUCCAACAAGGCCGAGUGAAGGAGGCUCCCCCUGUCUGGCUCCUCUUCUGAAUAGUAUGAUGUUGGUUUUGUGAAUCUGUUCUGUGCUUUCGGAGCUUGUCGUGGUCAUGGAUGAUGCAAAGUUUGAACUCUAAUUUCAGUAUCUGCAUCCUUAGCACU
Messenger RNA from Phragmites australis (common reed), 703 nucleotides. RefSeq names its product outer envelope membrane protein 7-like. The transcript has a single exon. The coding region runs from base 231 to 563 and encodes 110 amino acids. The record is from RefSeq and is a predicted model, not a curated record. NCBI's taxonomy places the organism in Eukaryota, Viridiplantae, Streptophyta, Magnoliopsida, Poales, Poaceae. Gene Ontology annotation, cellular component: chloroplast outer membrane.